AAAGAUGGCCGCCUCCGCUGUACGCAGUGAGGGAUCCGAACUUUCGAAAGCGGAAUACUUAAAACGGUAUUUAACUACUGAUGAAGAUGCAAAGAAAUCCAAAGGGAAGCUUAAAAAGAAACGAAAUAAGGUCCCAGGGAGAGGACUGAAAAUAGUAGACGACGAUAUAGACUGGAAACAGAUGGUGGCAGAGGAGCAGGAGGAUGAAGAGGACGAAGAGGAGGCUCCAGUGGUUGCUGAGAUGGUUGAUGAUCGACCAGAUGAGGUCAAACAGCUGGAAGCCUUCAGAACCGGCAAUAGAUGGAAAGUGAUUGGAGCUGAUGAAGAUAACGACUCAAGCAGGAGUCAACAUGAUUCUCCAGACGCAUCUCCAACCAGAAGAGAUCGCCACGACUCUCCGGACAAAUCGCCUCCCGGGCAAGGUCGCCACGACUCUCCGGACAAAUCUCCUCCCAGGAGAGAUCGCCAUGACUCGCCAGACUUGUCGCCUUCACGUCAACACUCAAAGAAAUCCGGGAAGGUACAAAGUAAAGAUUCUUCCCCCACUGGAAGACAGCCGAGUAAAAAACGCUCACCUGAUCCCCGUGGCUCACCACUGACAAAGAGGGAUCAGAACAGGCAUGAUUCAGACUCUAAUCAGUCUCCUCCCAGGAAAAAGCCAGUUAAGGAGGAAGCUACAGACCUCGACCAAUCUCCUCCAAGGAGGCGCUCAAAAAGAAAACAAGAACCUGAUACUGAUCAGUCUCCACCCAGGAGGCGUCCAAAGAGUGGAAGGGACUCAGAUGAAGAUCUGUCACCUCCUCGUAGGCCUGGCCAGUCACAGGCAGGUCUGCUUUCUAUAGAUGUUUUAAGGAAAGAGAAGGAAGAAAAGCGCCACAGAGACGAAAUUCCCCAGCCGCUUGAAGAUGAAUCACGUAAUGCCCGGACCGUGUUCCGAGACAAGGGAGGUAAAAGGAGAGAUCUGGAGUCGGAGAGAGAAGAACACAAGAGGAAAGCCGGAGAAAAAGCAGCAAAGGAUGAGAAAUACGCCCAGUGGGGGAGAGGGUUGGCCCAGGGCCAGAUGCAUCAGCAGAAACUUGAGGAUGCAUUGCAUGAAUCCGAGAAGCCGCUGGCACGUCACUCCGAUGACAAGGACCUUGAUCGUAUGUUGAGAGAGCAGGAGAGGGAUGGCGAUCCGAUGGCUGCGAUGCUUAGACGGAAAAAAGUUCGGAGCUCAAAUAUGCCAGCAAAACCUCAGUAUAAAGGACCACCACCACCUCCAAACCGAUUCAAUCUUCUACCAGGAUAUCGCUGGGAUGGAGUUGACAGGUCAUCUGGUUUUGAGAAGAAACGCUACUCGAGGAUGUCAGAUAAAAAAGCUAUGCAGGACGCGGCUUAUAAAUGGAGCGUGGAGGACAUGUAAUGGAAAUCUGAAGCUGUUGAAUUAGAAAAUGUUGACACAGAAAAUCUGUGCUAGUGAAAAGUUGUUAUUUUUUCAGCUACAGACUGAUAAAAUACACACUUUAUUGUAUAUAGCAGAGGGGUGACGGUAUCUUUAUGACUUCGUAAGAACUGAUUCAAUGUGGAGGAAAAAGAGAUGUUUUCACAGCUUUAUUAAAAAUAGUUUUUUGUAAA
Molecule: messenger RNA, 1614 nt
Organism: Limanda limanda (common dab)
Lineage: Eukaryota; Metazoa; Chordata; Actinopteri; Pleuronectiformes; Pleuronectidae
Gene: bud13
Product: BUD13 homolog
Exons: 9
Coding region: 5-1402 (465 amino acids)
Biological process (GO): mRNA splicing, via spliceosome
Cellular component (GO): RES complex; U2-type spliceosomal complex
Molecular function (GO): RNA binding
Source: RefSeq, a predicted model, not a curated record